Molecule: messenger RNA, 4958 nt
Organism: Chelonia mydas (Green sea turtle)
Lineage: Eukaryota; Metazoa; Chordata; Testudines; Cheloniidae
Exons: 4
Coding region: 40-615 (191 amino acids)
Source: RefSeq, a predicted model, not a curated record
UUCACAAAUUGCUGACAACUGCAGCACCAAGUGUUUCAAAUGAGGUUUUAUGUCAUCCACAUUAGGAAUCUGAAGAAAAUGAAGCCACUUGUCAUAUUGAUUAUAAUUUCUUAUUUUAUUCAACUCACAGUUACCAGUGGAGCAGAACUUUCAGUUGUACAAUAUCCCCAGGACAUCAACAUAUCUCUUGAUUCAACUGUUUUGAUACUGUGUAAAUUUGACUACCCAGAUAAAAAAACAAUGAAAACAGAGGUGUACUGGAGGAAAGGCCCUACCUGUAAUCAGCCUGGGCUCCAGCCAAGCACCUCUCAUGUGUCACAGCUACAAAUUAAAACAGAAGAGUCCAAAAGAGUUUCAAUCUUACGACUGGACAACAUUCAGCUGAAUGACAGUGGCAUGUAUUUCUGUGAUGUAAGGCUAAUUUCUCCACCAGCAAUAAAGGAAAAAUGCGGAAGUGGCAGCAGGCUGACAGUACAUGAGUCCAAAAGCAAUGGCAAUAUCAGGCAUGAUAAAAUGUGGUGGGUGUGGUUCUUUCUUCUUGGAUAUAGCAUCUGUUCCUCCAUUAUCAUCAUAGCUUUCUCUCUCACUCGGUCUGCAGUCACAGGACCUCUCUAAACAAUACAUUUAACAGAAUGCUGGUCCUUAAAGGUGCAGAAUGUGGAGCAGGGCUGUAUUGGACCUAUGCCCGCCCUGAAAGGGCCCAGACAACCAGUGACAUUUCUUGACUGUACAGCAUUUUUCUUUUCAAGGCCAGUUAAGGAUAUACGAGUAGACGUUCAAGGACUAAACUUUACAGCAAAAGCUUGAAAGAGUACCUCUUACUUCCCAAACAACUCCCUUGUCCCAAACACCCUUGUGAAAAGAAGACUUGUGCAGUGUAACAAUUUUGAAGGUCAACAAAUUCAAGCAAGGACAGGAUUGUAUUCCUAACAGCACCUUAUUUCAAUGUGACUAGUUUGGAAUGGGAGGAUGUGUCCGGUCGCUUCCCAGUUUAUGGCUGCCUCUGCUGCUUAGCCAAAGAUCUUAGCCUAAGAACAGGGCCUCAGACUGUCACAGUAAGAGAAGGCCCUUACACCGGCAGACAGGGAUUUUGAUUCUUUUUUUUAUACCUCUAGAACUAGCCAAGUGAUAAGAAUACACCUAUAUUCUUAGAGUAUAGGCCUUUACAGACAGGCCUGAAUAUCUAUAUCCUAACACCAACUUCCAGGGUGCAUCAUAUCACUGUGCCAUUCAGCUUUUAUUAUUGUUGCACCUUUCUGAUUUCAUGGCUUUUUUCCUGUGCUGAUUGGCCAGCUAUAGAUGACGUGUGGUUGGGUUUUUUGUUGUUUGUUUUGAGUUUUUGGCUCAGGGGACAGGGCAAGGAAGGGGCCCCGUAAAAGUUUUCUGCCCUGGCCAAUGGAACCGCUAGGCCCGCUCAUGCGGCUGGUGAUCUGAGUCAACCUUUUUCCACAGCAUAAAAUUCACUGUCACAAUUAGCAACCUUUACUAGCAGUCCCAGCAGAGGCCUAGAAAUGAAUUUUCAUGGAGACAUGAAUCACUCCGGAUCAAGGCUGAGGCAUAUUGGUGGGAUGGUGUGGGAAAACCUACAGGAUGCCUUUGCAUCUUUCUGUGCAUAAAAGCCUGUGGUUUCAAUCCAGCAUCUUUCAUAAGCCCUAAAUCAGCCCCCUCCCAAAUACAGUUUUUUAAAGUUCCUAAGAAAACCCCCAAACCCUUACCUUUUUUAAAAUGAUAGUACAGAAAUACGUUUUCAAAUAGUAACUGGGGGGAGAAAAGUAUUUAAUAAGAUCACAAACACAAUCCAGAAUAUUAAUUCAGUCACUUCUUAGUUGUACAAUAUAAGCAAACACUUUUCCUGUUGCCUGGAAAUGCUUUGCAUUUAGGAUUGGUACUAUAUGGUUGUGUUAAUGUAAUGUAUUUCAUUGCAAAAUUUUAAUGCAGGAGCAGUUUUUAGUAAUACGUCCUGUUUUUCUUUCUGCACAAGUUUUUAGAUAGAAAGUACCCCCAAAAGUCCCCAAAUUCCAUCCACUCACUCCCCUUGUGGUGUCAGAAAAUUAUAUAAAAAUUAGCCACUGUAUGGUAGCCAGUAUAUCACUCUAAAGUCAUCAUGAUAAUCUUAAUAUCCUGCCAGUUUUUAAAGGUUAAAAGGAUAAAGGAUUGCAUAAAGGAACUGAAUAUCUUUUAUUACACUUGCAAUGUUCUCAGGCACAUCGCAAGUAGCGCGGAAUCCAAACACAACUCUUGGGGAGCCAUUCUUGUUAAGUCAGGCUGAUGGUCUCUAAGGCAAUGGCAUAUCUGAUGACAAUGUGUUAUUUAUUGCUUAAUGAUGUGGGUUUUUUUAACAGAUUCUUCAGUGUUGUAAAAAGCAUAAGAACAACUCAGGAAAUACAGAGGGCAUCUGUACUUUGCCAAGUGAAUGGAUUUAUGAUAAACCGUCCAGGGCUGUUAAUAAUGAAUUUAAUCAAGAAUAUGAAGAUAUGAGACUAAUGAGGACUUUUACUCACAGUGGAAGUAAGAUAUGAAAAAGGUGGAUGCAUUCAUAAUUGAAUUACAUUAGUAUAUGUAGCAAGUACUUUUCUACCCCCACAAAAAACUUGUUUAAUUUAGAGUUAGUUUUGCUGAAGUGAAUUUCAUAUCAAAACAAUCACUAAAAAUCAAAGAAACCACCAGUUAAGGCAACAUGAACAUCAAAGCCCAUCUCACUGUAUAUGUCUUACCACCCAAAGGAACUCAGAAUCCUCUGACAGAUCUAAUUCUUCUUAAUCACAAGAACAAAGGUACAGCAUGAACUUUCACCUUCAGUUAGAUUAAGAUGCAUUCCCCAUGAGCACAAGUGUAGUGGCAAAAUCUGCAAUGUGUUAUUUCUCCAUUAAAAAGUAGGAUGUCAGAUUUAGAAUUGUGAGUUGGAGUGUGCUUGGGAGGAAAUCCCAUACCUAUCACCAGCCUACUAUUUUGCCCCUACUAUAUUUCCCUCUUUCGUGCCCCCUUUCACCUCUUAACUCCUUUCAAUCUCUCCCACCCUCAGAUAUCCAGCCAUUUCCCUCACUCUGAUCACCUUGGAUAUAUACACCUCCCAAUAAAAUGAAACAACAAAAUGUAGCUUGUGAGGGAAGGAAAAAAACAACACCUACUUUAAAAUUACUGGAAACAUACUGAUGUGCACAUAACAUACCUGAGUGAAUGCAUGAGCUAAGUCCUGUAACCCUUGUCCUGUCUUCCCUGAUCCUCCUUACUCACUCACGUGUCAGGUCCAAAAUUAGCUUGUAAGCUCUUCUGGGCAGGCACAAUAUCAUUUAUAUUUUCUAAGGUACCGAGCAUACUUGUAGAGCCUGUAUAAAUAAUUUAGUGAGGCUGCUUAGAAAUAGUUUACUUUAAUUUGCAUAGUGAUUAACUACUACUUGAGGUAGUCCUAUAACGGAAUGGAUAAUGGCUGUAUAUAAAUGACAUGGGAAAAAUUAAUACUUCUGGACAAAAUCUACUCAAAUUGCCCUGAAAGAAAGGGCAUUUUUUUUUGCAUAAGUUGAUAUUGUUUUGACUCCGUAUUGAUGAGCAGAUAUCACACCAAGGAAAGUAACCGUUUUGGGUCAAAGGAGGAGAUUACUAUAACUGAAUGGCAGAAGCUACCACAGACAUUCUCUCUAGAGCAGCAGUUCUCAAACUGUGCGUUGGGACCCAAAGUGGGUCACGACCCCAUUUUAAUGGGGUCGCCAGGGCCAGCCUUAGACUUGCUGGGAUCCAGGGCUGAAGCUGAAGCCCAAGCUCCACCCUCACCCAGGGCAGAAGGGGGUCGUGGAGCAAUGAAGUUUGAGAACCCAUGCUCUAAGAGUGUCUUCUGCUUAGCAGGUUUCAGAAUGGUAGCCGUGUUAGUCUGUAUCAGCAAAAAAAACGAGUAGUACUUGUGGUACCUUAGAGACUAACAAAUUUAUUUGGGCAUAAGCUUUCAUGGGCUAAAACCCACUUCAUUGGGUGCAUGCAGUGGAAAAUACAGUCGGAAGAUAUAUAUACACAGAGAACAUGAAAAAAUAGGUGUUGCCAUACCAACUGUAAUGAGACCAGUUAAUUAAGGUGGGCUAUUAUCAGCAGGAGAAAAAAAAAACUUUUGUAGUGAUAAUCAGGUGGAUGGUCCAUUUCAAACAGUUGACAAGAAGGUGUGAGUAACAAUAGGGGAAAAAUAACAUGGGGAAAUAGUUUUUACUUUGUGUAAUGACCCAUCCACUCCCAGUCUUUAUUCAAGCCUAAUUUAAUGGCGUCCAGUUUGAGAAUUAAUUCCAAUUCUGCAGUUUCUCGUUGGAGUCUGUUUUUGAAGUUUUUUGUUGGAGAAUUGUAACUUUUAGGUCUGAAAUUGAGUGACCAGGGAGGUUGAAGUGUUCUCUGACUGGUUUUUGCAUGUUAUAAUUCUUGAUGUCUGAUUUGUGUCCAUUUAUUCUUUUGCCGUACAGAUUGUCCGGUUACUCAUACCUUCUUGUCAACUGUUUGAAAUGGGCUAUCCUGAUUAUCACUACAAAAGGUUUUUUUUCUCCUGCUGAUAAUAGCCCACCUUAAUUGGUCUCGUUACAGUUGGUAUGGCAACACUCAUUUUUUCAUGUUCUCUGUGUAUAUAUAUCUUCCUUGGAUGUAUGCAAUGGAAAAUACAGUCGGAAGUGGGUUUUAGCCCACAAAAGCUUAUGCCCAAAUAAAUUUGUUCAUCUCUGAAGUGCCACAAGUACUCCUUGUUUUUUUUCUGCUUAGCAGACUCUCAAAGUGCUGUGUUCUAAGACUGGGGUAAAAGACUAAACAAAUCCCCACCAUGCAAUAAAUCAUGGUGAUUUUGCAAUAUUUUGUAACACUAAAUUUAAUGCCAGUCUAGUGAGGCUUUCUGCAGUACUUGUCUAGGCAUUUAGGUGUUUAUCUUUUAUUUAAUUGUGCUCGCUCUCUCUCUAUUUGUAAGCUUGCCAAUAAAAACCACUUUGGUUUAAGCCAAA